UGUCUAUCUGUGUGUGUCUCUCAGUGGCUGUUCCUCCAGGUAUCCCCCACGUGGGAGGGCUCUCUGAAGGAGCUGGCGACAGACACGGACGCUUGGCUCAAGGCGCAGAGGGAGGACGAGUGGCUGAUGCCGCUCUACCGGACUCAGUGGCUCACGAUGCUGAGAGUGGAGCAAGACCUAGACAAGGGGCCGGUUGAGUUGGACUUGGAGGCUUUGGAGAGGCAAAGCUUGCGUUGCGGAAGGAAGCUGAACAAAGACGGUGAAUACUGCUGGAGGUGGACCGGCUAUUCGUUUGGCUUGGACCUGCUGGUCAGCUACUCCAAUCGGCUGUUCAUGUUCAAGAGGAACACCUACACACAGCAGUACAGUGGGGCCGUGAGCCUGGCUCCAACGAGAUCACUCUGUUACAGGUUGAGAGUCAUCUCUUUGGAUGCCGCUGGAAAAAUUCAGUUCCAACAUUCAACCGGUUACCAAACCCUGUCUCUAGAGAAAGACCAGGAGCAGGCCAUUAUGGUGCUGGACUCUAAGCUGGUGACAUUCCCCCUCUUCGUCUGCUGCAAUUUCCUGUACCUCACCCCGCCCGUUCCCUCAGGGCAUCAAGGCCAGUCACAAGCCCUAGGGGCAUUUCAGUAACUCCACUGAGUUGUGUACAGAGACACACACAGGGACACACACAGAUACACAUGGAUACAUACAGAUAGACACAAACACACAGCUACACACACACAGAUACAUGCAGACACACAGAUACACACACACAUAUAUACACACA
Molecule: messenger RNA, 772 nt
Organism: Petromyzon marinus (sea lamprey)
Lineage: Eukaryota; Metazoa; Chordata; Hyperoartia; Petromyzontiformes; Petromyzontidae
Source: RefSeq, a predicted model, not a curated record